AAACCUUUAUUGUGAAAGUCCACACCGGAUGUGUCCCGAGCUAUGUCAUAACCAUUUAAUGAGAAUUGAUAUUCACGUCAAUGGUCAUAAUCGUAACGGCGUUUUUUUUUCUGAGAGAAAACAUCCAAAUGACGGGAGUUGUCGCUGAAAACCGCCUCCAGGUUUUUUCAGUCUGGAUCCGGAUGGAGCCGCGCGGCAAAAACGUUUCUGCAGAUGAUCAGGUGGAGACUCUUCGAGAAGUCCUCAUCCCAACAGCAGCCGAGUCCACCGCGAUCAGACAGGUUCUCACCGAAAGCUUUGGAAUCGACUCUGAAGGCGUCGUUCUCAAGAUCAGGAACCAUCAGGGCCGUCUGAUCCCUCUGAGCAGCUGCACAGGAGCCAGCAGCGAGCACACGCCUCUGCUUCUGGAGGUGACCCAAACAUUUCAGCACGUCCAUCCAAAGCCCAGAAGCGUUCCCUUGACUGUGAUCACCAGGAGCAAGAAGACUCGACUGCAGGCUGCAUGCUGCAGGAUCCAGAGACUCGAGGAGCUUUUGCCUGAAAUCAAACUCAAACAGAAUGACAAACUCGCUCAGGAGAUCCAGUGUCUGAAGCAGAAGCUGAGGUUUCUCACUCAGAGGAUGCAGGUGACAAGUUCUCACAGUUGGACGGGGGGGCUGGACAGGGCUCCUCUUUGGUAAACUGGUUUCCAGAGCUAAAUGGUCAUCCUUCUACUGGUCCCAACUUCAAUCCCGAGCCUGUAGGAACUGCAGCAGGAAUAUAUGUUCAUGUGUGUGUGGGGUCUUUUAGAAAAGUUAGACAUUUGCAAAGUUUGACAAUAAAAACAUCUUACAACCUA
This is a messenger RNA of Oryzias melastigma (Indian medaka), 838 nucleotides long. RefSeq lists its product as uncharacterized. The transcript is spliced from 9 exons. The coding region runs from base 81 to 680 and encodes 199 amino acids. The record is from RefSeq and is a predicted model, not a curated record. NCBI's taxonomy places the organism in Eukaryota, Metazoa, Chordata, Actinopteri, Beloniformes, Adrianichthyidae.